Cygnus atratus (black swan) is the source of this 1293-nucleotide messenger RNA. RefSeq names its product coiled-coil domain containing 12 (gene CCDC12). The transcript has 7 exons. Bases 34 to 585 code for a protein of 183 amino acids. The record is from RefSeq and is a predicted model, not a curated record. Lineage: Eukaryota; Metazoa; Chordata; Aves; Anseriformes; Anatidae. Gene Ontology annotation, cellular component: post-mRNA release spliceosomal complex; U2-type spliceosomal complex.
GGGGGGUGAAGGCGGCGGCGCGGGGAGCACAAAAUGGCGGCGCCCAGCGCCGGGGCCGGGGAGGAGGCGAUGGCGGCGGCGGCUGUGGUGGAGGAACCGGAGCCGGUGCUGGGGCGGCUGGAGGAGGAGGCGAGGAGGCGGCAGGAGAGGCUGCGGGCUCUGAGGCAGCGUGCACUGCAGAACAAGAACAGCGGCGAGCCCGAGAGCAAGCAGUUCAGAAGAGACGAUGAAGAGGAGACCGUCAGGCACAAGGAGAUCAAACUGCGAAACUACGACCCCGAAGAUGAGGAACUGAAGAAGAGGAAGGUGCCCCCGGCCAAGCCGGCCUCAGUGGAAGACGUGGUGAAGGAGCAGCUGGAGGCUGCCAAGCCGGAGCCCAUCAUUGACGAAGUGGAUCUGGCAAACCUGGCCCCCAGAAAGCCGGACUGGGAUUUAAAGCGAGAUGUCGCCAAGAAACUGGAGAAGCUGGAUAAGAGGACUCAGAGAGCCAUUGCUGAACUGAUACGAGAAAGAUUGAAAGGGCAGGAGGAGGAGCUGGCGUCAGCAGUCGGGUCGGCAAAGCAGGAUGGAAGCGACUCCGACUGAAGAGCUGCACCCGGCAGCCUCGGGCACGGGCUCUGCCGGCAGCACUGAUCCCAUCGCUCUCAGGUAGAGGCGCCUCGCCGGGACACGCUGAAGCCCUCAAGUCCUGCCGGGCCUGGAGGAGAGGGGCAGAUCCAAGGAACACCGCUGUCCCCGCUGAGACUGUGGCUGGCUUACGAGGCACGUUUCACAGCCAGCCUUUUGGGACCACGAGGGGUUGACGGGAGCAGGACAGACAGCCACGUUAGCUUCGACCUAGGCUGGUGGGAGUUGGAGCAAGGAGGAUCUGGGCGAAAGAGUAGUGCUAGAGAAGGUAAAUUCAGGCCAACUCUCACUUGGUGGGCAAGCAAGAGCUGCCCACACAGAGCACUGCAGCCCCCAGAGAGGCACCUUCUGCAGAAGAGCUGCUGUAGCUGGCAUGCAGGGAACAACGAGGCCUCUGGCUCUGGAGAGCCUCUGGCUCUGAGUAUUUGGGAAUUUCUCAUCCAUGGUCAAACCCAGCACGUGCAGAGUAACCGCUGGAAGUGUCUGUGUGCUCAGGACCUGCUCUGUGCUGGGAAGAGCGUCCAGCUGAGAGGCUAACGUGCAGUUUGUUCUGUUCCUUGACGUUCCCAGACCCUCCAGGCUGUGCAGCAUGUGCCUCUCCUCUAUAAUGGACAAAGUUUGUUGUAAGAAAUCUUUUCAUAAUAAAAUGGUCCCGCAGAGGAAGAA